Messenger RNA from Drosophila arizonae, 615 nucleotides. RefSeq names its product ras-interacting protein RIP3-like. NCBI's taxonomy places the organism in Eukaryota, Metazoa, Arthropoda, Insecta, Diptera, Drosophilidae. The record is from RefSeq and is a predicted model, not a curated record.
ACCCACAAAAUGCACUCGUGCGCAUGCUGCUGUAUGACAAACAACAUAACCAGAAUAAACAUCAACCAGCAGCAGCAGCAACAGCAGGAGAACAAGCAGGAAGAGGAACAGCAUCAAAAGCAAAAACAACGGCAGCAACAGCAGCAGCAGCAGCAGGAGCAACAGAAGCAGUAGCGGAAGCGUUGCGUCUGGAGCAAAGGCGCACAUUAGUAACGACGUCUACUGGCGGCGCAUGGUACGCCAGUAGUAGCAGGAGCAGCUACAACAACGAUCUCAACGGCGAGCCAACGGAGUCAGCGACGUGCUCAGCUGGCACGGUCGCGGUGACGAUAGCGCGGACGACGUCGUCGACGUCUUCGUCGCAGCGGCAGACGAUAGCAAGGCCAGGAGAAGAGGAAGAACAAGACGACGACAAAGAAGAAGAAGCAGCAGCAGCAGCAGCAGCAGCAACAGCCCCAACAGCGCAUAUAAUAACAAAGGAGUUGCAACAUUUAUUUACAACUCCCGCUAGUUUAUGCAAAAUUUUAUUAAAACAAUUUACUGAGCAAGUGUCGUCGUUGUUGACUGCCACCAAGAUUGCAAGUUUAUAAAAGAAGCCGAAAGAGAGAAGAUAAG